Molecule: messenger RNA, 840 nt
Organism: Aspergillus fischeri NRRL 181
Lineage: Eukaryota; Fungi; Ascomycota; Eurotiomycetes; Eurotiales; Aspergillaceae
Product: MgtC/SapB family protein
Exons: 1
Coding region: 1-840 (279 amino acids)
Cellular component (GO): membrane
Source: RefSeq, a predicted model, not a curated record
AUGCGCUACCCCUUUGAUCAAGGUGACCAGGAGACAUGGACACAGAUAGGACAGCUACUAGUAGCCACAGCACUGUCAUCCAUCAUCGGAAUUGAACGAGAAUGGAAACACAAAAGCGCAGGGUUGCGCACGAAUACACUAGUAGGGAUAGGCGCAGCCCUGUUCAUGCUGAUCUCGAAACUGGGGUCCUUUGACGUCCUGGCCCGCGGCCUGGUCGUGCUGGAUCCAAGCCGGAUCGCGGCCCAGAUCGUGUCAGGGAUUGGAUUUAUAGGUGGAGGGAUCAUCUUCAAGCAGCGCAAUGAGAUCCGAGGGCUGACAACUGCCGCUGGUGUUUGGCUGAGCGCCGCGGUAGGGGCUGCCUGUGGCGCGGGGCUUCUCAGAUUAGCGAGCGUUGCCACCGCGUUGUAUUUCGUUGCUGUACUCGUUUAUCCGACUGUGCUGCAUGUUCUGCGGCAAUACCUCGAUCGGAAGGAUACCAUGGAGAUCUCGGCUGUGGUUCGCUACCGGACUGGAGCUGAUGGGUUGCAAACCCUGCUCAUUAAUAUCAUGGAAGCAGGGUUUCGUGUACGGAUGAUAACCCGACUGGAAGAAGUGCUUGUUAAUCAAGCCGCGAGUAAAGGGCCUGCGGGGGGAGAUAGACACGCAUCGAUUUCGAAUUUCUCCAGGACACCAAAGACACCUGCGGCGCAUAUUGAGAGGCUCGAGCGGAUCUUUGACAUUCAUCUGACGGUGAAUGGCUCGAGAGGUCCAGAUAGUCUGAUGCAUGCUCUUUCCCAACUGGACUCGGUUAUUUCGGUUUCCAUUGAGGACGAUGAAGGAGAAUUCGUCCAGAGAGUUUGA